Sinocyclocheilus rhinocerous is the source of this 1176-nucleotide messenger RNA. RefSeq names its product protein YIF1B-like. NCBI's taxonomy places the organism in Eukaryota, Metazoa, Chordata, Actinopteri, Cypriniformes, Cyprinidae. The transcript is spliced from 7 exons. The coding region runs from base 200 to 994 and encodes 264 amino acids. Gene Ontology annotation, biological process: endoplasmic reticulum to Golgi vesicle-mediated transport. The record is from RefSeq and is a predicted model, not a curated record. Gene Ontology annotation, cellular component: COPII-coated ER to Golgi transport vesicle; Golgi membrane; endoplasmic reticulum-Golgi intermediate compartment.
AAGCGCGCCGUAUACGUGACCCGGAAGUGAUGUCUGUUACACGAUAGCUGUUCAUCUCCAGUUUUCCUGCUAUUUCUGCGGUGCUAAUUUUAGUUUCACUACCGGCAGCUUCUCGGUUAGACGUCUAAAUGUGUUGAUAAAUAUUGAUAUAUGUCUUUCGUAACCUCACUAUUUAAACAAAGAUAAAUUUUUGGGAGAGAUGGAGUAUCCAAACCAGAGUGGGUUCAGACAGCGUAAGUUACAGCCGGACGUCAGGAUGCGAGGGACCCCGGUGGACCCCAGUGACCCCAGUCUGUUGUUUGACGACACCAGCGCUGGAGGGAACACACACGAGCACAGCGGUGUGGGAAAAGGCCCUGAUGUGUAUCCGGGACAGGCUUUGCUCUCGGACCCCAUGUCUAACCUCGCCAUGGCCUACGGCAGCAGCCUGGCCUCCCACGGCAAAGAGAUGAUGGACAAGAACCUGGAUCGGUUCAUCCCCAUCUCUAAGCUGAAGUACUAUUUUGCAGUGGACACAGUAUAUGUUGGCAAGAAGCUUGGACUGCUGGUGUUUCCCUACAUGCAUGACAACUGGGAGGUGAGCUAUCAGCAGGACACGCCAGUCGCCCCGCGGUUUGAUAUCAACGCCCCUGACCUGUACAUUCCCGUGAUGGGGUUCAUUACGUACAUCCUGGUAGCAGGACUGGCUCUGGGCACACAGAACCGGUUUUCUCCAGAGAUCUUGGGCAUUCAGGCCAGCUCGGCGCUGGUGUGGCUCAUCAUUGAGGUUUUGGCUGUUCUUCUCAGUCUGUAUCUGGUAACGGUUAACACUGACCUCACCACCAUCGACCUGGUGGCCUUUUCUGGAUACAAAUAUGUUGGGAUGUUUGUGGGAGUGUUAGCAGGACUUCUGUUCGGCCGGAUGGGAUAUUACCUCUCGCUGCUCUGGUGCUGCGUCUCUAUUUUUGUUUUUACGGUGCGUAUUGAAAGAUACGGUGCUGUCAUUUCAAAGUGAAGCAUUAUGUUCUUCAGGUUGCUGUUCAUACUGCUUUGAUUUAGACUCUCUGAUUUGACUGAGCAUUACACACUGCCUUCUGUGGAGGCGGAGCUUAGCCACACUAUUACAUCACAGACUAGAACAUUCCUCAAGCUGUGGUUUUGGCAGACUGCCUUCGAUAUAAGAAGUUUUUCGACUAA